Raphanus sativus (radish) is the source of this 1163-nucleotide messenger RNA. RefSeq names its product flt3 receptor-interacting lectin. Gene Ontology annotation, molecular function: carbohydrate binding. The transcript has a single exon. The record is from RefSeq and is a predicted model, not a curated record. NCBI's taxonomy places the organism in Eukaryota, Viridiplantae, Streptophyta, Magnoliopsida, Brassicales, Brassicaceae. Bases 59 to 844 code for a protein of 261 amino acids.
GGUUAAGAAAGGAAGACGAUUGUUAUUUAAUCUUUCUUCCGUUUUUUCUUUUAUUCAAAUGAACCAACCACCACACCAAAAAAAAAAAAACAAGAAGACAAAGAUGUUCAGACCUAUGAGUUUUGACGAGGAAGUUGAACUGUUUGGAGAUUCGAAGCUGAUCAACGAAGGUUCUUCGAUUCAGCUGACAAACUCGGUGAGUGGAAGCGAGGGAAGAGUCGUUUACAAGGAACCCAUCAAUCUUUUCCGAGGUGAAGAGAGUCGUAGUAACACGUUAUCUUUCUCGAGUCACUUCUCGUUUUCCAUGCCUAACGAGACCGAUGACGUCAUGGCUUUUGUGAUGGUUCCGACUAGUUUGGAUCUUGGUCUCUUCGGUAAAGAAAACAACAGUUCCUCUGCUUUAGGGUUUUUGUUUGAGCAUGCAAAGAACGAGACAGUUGUGGCUUUUGAGUUUGAUAUUUCCAAUAGAGGAAACCGUGCGAGAAUCUUGAUAGGUAAACCUGAAUCUUCCGAAACUAGGGACAUUUCGUUCGAGGGUGACUUGUUGGUGGGCGAUGGAGGGACGUUGAGCUGUAUGGUUGAGUAUGAGGCGAGUUUGAAGAGAAUGAUGGUUCGGUUCAGAAAAUUAGGCACGAGAAAGAUGUUGGAUCCGUUCUUUGAGUUCUAUGUAGACUUGGAGGAGAUACUGAAAGGUGGUGAGUUCGUGGUGGGUUUAAGCUCUACAAACGGGAGCUCUUCCAAUGCACAUCUUCUCCACUCAUGGAACUUUGACAUAAGGCAUCCAACGCCGGUGUGUGUCCCUCCAUUGCCACCUCGGGGUCCAGAUGGAAGUGUGAGUAUGUAGAGAAUGCUGGGUGGAGUAUAUUGAGGAAUAUGCUCUGGUGAGGGAUGUGUGCUAUGAGUAUUGUGGUGGUUGAUGUUGAAGAGUGAAAGAGACUGAGGAGUUUGGUGUGGUUUAAGAAGGUUGUGGUGUGAAUGCAGAGUCUUCUUCUGCUUUCUUUUGUGUUAUUUUCUGUUGCUUUACUUAUAGUUUCUUGGUUUCAUAUGUAAAAUAGCUAAUGAAAAGAAGCCGUGAGAAUAAUGAUCUUGUGAAGUUGAUGUUUCUUGGUCCAUUUGGUUUUAUAAAUAUUGGUAUACUAAAAAGGCUUUGAAACGAUUCAGUA